Molecule: messenger RNA, 786 nt
Organism: Letharia lupina
Lineage: Eukaryota; Fungi; Ascomycota; Lecanoromycetes; Lecanorales; Parmeliaceae
Exons: 4
Coding region: 1-786 (261 amino acids)
Source: RefSeq, a predicted model, not a curated record
AUGCUCACGCCCCAGAACAUCCAACAAAUAAUUGCAGGGUCAAAGCCUUUUCUUCGUUGGUAUGUUCGAACCUUCAAUAAUAUCAAUGUUGUUUCGAGCACUGCGUCAGGCUGGACACUAAAAUCAAGGUAUAAGGAAGAAGAAGAAGAAGAAGAAGAAGAAGAAGAAGAAGAAGAAGAAGAAGAAGAAGACAACACGAGGGAACAGCUUUCUUUGACAGCUUCGAAUAAUUUCACUGGAGACGAUCCGAGUCACGGUUUCAUUCACUACGUCAAUCAACAAGGCUCCGUUGAGCAGAAGCUGACCUUUGCAUCUGCCAACUCGGUAAUACUACCGUUGAUACAACUGAUGAGGAUGCCAGUACGGGCCGUGAUUCGGUCCAAAUCACCAGAAAACAGACAUUCGAUUCAAGCUUGUUCAUAUUCGACAUUCUUCACACACCAAACGGCUGUGGGACUUGGUAAGCAGAAGAAGAAAUCUACGCGGGGCUACCGGUGCGAAGAUGUGCGUAGGCCUGCUAUAUGGACUGCAGAUCCCUCGUCAUGGCCCAAGACUGGUGGGAUAGAUGUCCUCGAAGCGGUCAAUAGCGCAACCACGGGCAAUCAGACGACUUUACAUACAAGCAACGGAUGCACUGUGCAUGCCAAGCGCAAGGAGUUGGGCAAGGUCUUGACCAGAGAUUGCUACAACGGAACAGAUUCAAAUGCAGGGUGCGGCGUCCAAGGGCCAGACGAUACUUUCGGGGAAGCACUCAACAACAAUUGUGGUGGUGUGAGUAAUCAAUAA